AUCAGUCACCACGCGAUUUUCGUGUAUUUCGUUGAUUUUCUCGAAGAAGUUAUUUGGUUUUGAGGAAAUAUAAUUAAUUUAAUUACAAGAAUGUUCGGAAAUCAACCUAUACUUGUUCUGAGCCAAAACACAAAACGUGACUCCGGCCGGAAGGUUCAGAUUGAGAAUAUCAACGCCGGGAAGACUAUAGCGGAUGUAAUUCGAACAUGCCUCGGACCUCAGGCUAUGUUGAAAAUGCUGAUGGAUCCGAUGGGUGGCAUUGUGAUGACGAACGACGGCAAUGCCAUCCUUCGCGAGAUCACUGUGCAGCACCCCGCCGCCAAAUCUAUGAUUGAAAUCGCCAGAACGCAGGAUGAAGAGGUUGGCGAUGGCACCACAUCAGUAAUAGUUCUAGCAGGUGAGAUGCUGGCCACAGCGGAGCCAUUCCUGGCUCAGAACUUACACCCAACUGUGAUCAUCAGAGAGUAUAGACAGGCUCUGGAAGAUGCCAUCAAACUGCUGCAGGACAAGAUUUCAGUGCCCAUUGAUUUGAAUGAUAGAGAUAAGUUGAAGGAUGUGAUUCGCUCCUGUGUAGGUACCAAGUACAUUGGCCGUUGGGCAGAUCUGGCCGUAGACAUUUCUCUGGAUGCAGUCAACACUGUCACUAUCAACGAUAAUGGCAGGGUUGAAGUUGACAUUAAAAACUACGCAAAAGUAGAAAAAAUCCCCGGUGGUUCCAUUGAGGAGUCACGCGUAUUAAGCGGCGUGAUGAUCAACAAGGAUGUGACGCAUCCGAAGAUGCGCCGCUACAUCGAAAACCCGCGUAUAAUACUUCUUGACUGUCCGCUUGAGUACAAGAAGGGAGAAAGUCAGACCAAUGUUGAGAUUUUGGGAGAGCAGGACUUCACAAAAAUGCUGCAACUCGAAGAAGAGCACGUACAACGACAGUGCGCUGAAAUCAUCGCCCUUAAACCCGAUGUAGUGUUCACUGAGAAAGGAGUCUCCGAUCUCGCUCAACACUACCUCGUCAAGGCCGGCAUCACCGCCAUCCGCAGACUACGUAAAACAGACAACAAUCGGUUGGCGCGCGCUUGUGGUGCGACUAUAGUGAAUCGCACAGAAGAGCUCAAAGAGAGCGACGUGGGUACAGCCGCCGGUCGCUUCGAGAUUAAAAAGAUCGGUGACGAAUACUUCACUUUUGUUACCGAGUGCAAGAACCCUAAGGCGUGCACAAUUUUACUACGCGGGGCCUCUAAAGAUGUUUUGAAUGAAAUUGAAAGGAAUCUUCAGGACGCCUUACACGUCGCAAAGAAUUUGAUACUGAACCCUCGCCUAGUGGCUGGCGGAGGUGCGGUGGAGAUGGCGGUGUCGCAGGCUCUGGCCGCCAACGGCGCGCACAACACGCCCUACCGCGCAGUCGCGCAGGCCUUGGAGAUCAUCCCCCGCACGCUGGCCCAGAACUGCGGCGCCAACACGAUCCGCACGCUGACGGCGCUGCGCGCGCGACACGCUGUCUCCUGCGCCUGCACCGUCGGCAUCGACGGCGACAACGGGGAGAUCGUCGACAUGGCCGUUAAGGGGAUUUGGGAGCCACUCGCGGUCAAACUACAGGUGUACAAAACGGCAGUGGAGACAGCGAUCCUCCUGCUCAGGAUCGACGACAUCGUAUCGGGCUCCAAGAAGAAGGACCGCGAACCAGCUGCGCCCGCGCAGAUGGCCCAGGGCAUGCAGGAAUAACACACGCCCACAAAGCUUAGUUAGCAUAUUCGGGGAUGACAUUCUAAUUCAUACUUAGACUCGCUAGUAAUAAAAUUUCAGAUUCACUAAGCCGAGCCACACUAUUUUGGCAUAGACUUGAUUAUGGCGAAAUAUCUUGCUAGAAAAGAGAAGCGCUGAAACGCGGUUAAAUCAAAGCCAGCCCUACCGAAGUAGAGCUCCAGUUAACAUUUACUGAAGAAUGUAUUGUAAAUAUAUUGAAGUGUCCAAUACGAUAUCACUAUUUUGACAUUAUUGACAGAAACACAUAGUCAAUUAGUCUGUGAUAAAAGGAACAACGCUACUACACGGGUAAAAUACGUGCCCGUUUGUUUUUUAUUAGUUUCUAAACACU
Hyposmocoma kahamanoa is the source of this 2089-nucleotide messenger RNA. It is a transcript of the gene CCT3, whose product is annotated as T-complex protein 1 subunit gamma. The transcript is spliced from 12 exons. The coding region runs from base 91 to 1716 and encodes 541 amino acids. Gene Ontology annotation, biological process: protein folding. Gene Ontology annotation, molecular function: ATP-dependent protein folding chaperone; ATP hydrolysis activity; ATP binding. Gene Ontology annotation, cellular component: chaperonin-containing T-complex. Lineage: Eukaryota; Metazoa; Arthropoda; Insecta; Lepidoptera; Cosmopterigidae. The record is from RefSeq and is a predicted model, not a curated record.